CCAAAUGCCGAGUGGCAUGAGAGGCAUGUCCUCGACUGGCAGCAGCACCGGCUGGUCAUCGAGAAUCUGCCCAAACAGCGCCCGUAUCUCAUCAGAGUGGAGGCCCAUAACAGUCUUGGAGGAGCCCCGGUUGAGGCCAAGGAGGUGAUAGGGUUUUCCGAUGAGGACCGACCCUCGGAGGCGCCCAAGUUAUUGAGUAUAGUCGAGAAAAUCGAUGGCAAAAGUGCGAGACUUAGUUGGGAGGCCGUCCCUCCCAUGUCACUGAAUGGACAUUUCAAAGGAUACAAAGUGCAGGUGUGGACAGACAGCUACGAGAACCGUAGCGAACAGAUAGUGUCGGCAAACGAGACGAAAACACGAAUAGAUAUAUUGACGCCCGCGAAGAGGAACUACAUUCAAGUGCUCGCAUUCAACGGCGCUUUCGACGGCCCGCCGUCCACCCAGAUCUUCUUGGACACCCCUCAGGACAUAUACCCGGAUCCUCCCGCCUUCAUAUGGGUGCGUCAUACAAACGGCGCCAAUAAGUACUUCCUUCGCAUCACAUACGAGCCAAACGUGACGAACAACAACCCGGGCGACAAGAUAUACGUCGAGUACCGGCGCAAAAGCAUCGACAGCUUAGACGAGUGGGAAACAACGGUCAAAGAGGACAUAUCCGAGGUUAAAGGGUCCGUAGAUUUGGUGGACCUCUUUGAGUUCAAUACGUUUUACGAGAUCCGAGUGGUGGCCGAGUCGGGAGAACUCAGGGCUUACAGUAAUAUAACGAUUAUAGAUACCGGGCUUAAUAAGUGGCCACAGCCUACCACCACUACCACUCAGGCACCACCAGUUCCCCAGACAUUUGAGCCGUAUAUACCCCGUGGACACGACACGGAGUCGGCGCCCAUACAUCCCGGUCCUGAUUUCAACCCGGAUAAUAGGGGCUCUUCUGAAGGAGGAGAAGGGGGAGACCUUCAGGGGCCGGAUGCCGACGCCGAAGAUAAUGGAUUCUCGAAGACCCACUGGUUUAUAGCACUGGUAUGUGUGUUGGCCUUCAUAUGUGCGUUCGUCGGUGUGUUUAUAUUCCUGAAGAGACGACGGACGGGUAGUUCAGACGUGAAUCGAAAGCCCGCGCGAGGGGUGACGGGAGACAAGAUUAGGUCGACUACUAUGACGGCAUCCAAUACUAACGAGUCGAGUGAACCCCACGAGACCAACAGUUUUAUAGUAAUUGAUACUAAUGUGAGGAAUGGUAGGGCUCGCGGUAGGGACGAGGUCGAUGAUACUACAGGCGAUGAUGACCAGCACCGGGAUGUCUAUAAUGGCACCACGGAAUCGGUCCAUUAGGAUUUAUAUAUAUAUACUGAACUAUUAAUUGAUUUUUUCUAAUUGUGUGUAAAGUUUUUUUGGGUUUUUAAUGAUAGAGUUAUUGAUUAUAUAAACCUUUUUGUAUUAGUAUUACAGAUAUAUUUUGAGAUCAUUUAUCGCAUAUGACAUCAAAUCUCAUCCAUGUUUUUCUAAAUAUUCGUGUAAUUGAAUUACCUAGCU
Messenger RNA from Oppiella nova, 1527 nucleotides. The record is from the annotation of a GenBank genome assembly. NCBI's taxonomy places the organism in Eukaryota, Metazoa, Arthropoda, Arachnida, Sarcoptiformes, Oppiidae.